Zootermopsis nevadensis is the source of this 2699-nucleotide messenger RNA. RefSeq lists its product as uncharacterized. NCBI's taxonomy places the organism in Eukaryota, Metazoa, Arthropoda, Insecta, Blattodea, Termopsidae. The record is from RefSeq and is a predicted model, not a curated record.
GAACCCCGGGACCGAGGACAGAAAAGCUUUUCGUGAGCCAUUUCAACAUCGCGUCCUGACUUCGGAGGCGGGAGAUGUAGGUCUCGCGAAUUUAAAACUCGUCCAAAAAGGAAAGUAGUUACGUAACGUACUUGCCAAGACAACCCACUUACACUUCAUCUCUUCUUCGCAUUUCACGUUUAGCUCGCCAAGAACACCGACACAUGGACAAGCUCUGACCUACUCGCAGAACAUGGCAAGCAGCACGGUCAGACAGACUGUCACCACAACAGUGCAGCAGAGUCCAUCUCUGGACAACAACCUGGAUGCCCUUCUGGAGGACUUACAAACCAGUGUGUCACGGCCAUCUUCAUCCGCAGCAGUGAAUGGCAUCACGACUGCCAGCAGUAAUAGAACAUAUCAUGAGGUUAGCGGCAGAACCGUUCAACGUGAUGUGGCUCCUGGAUAUCAGGUGCAAUACUUGUCUGCAGCCAACCCAACAACCGUUGUUUCUGAAAGAGCUUCCAGCCCUGGAGUGGAAUUGCUGAAUCAGCAGAAAAGUGGAGGCAGCUUGACAACAUACAAGACGGUCGCUUACAAAUAUAACACAGGCAGCAACACCACCCAACCAAUCUCAGGGUUGCUUGUAGAUGGCAGCAGUGUGUCAGCAUCAGACCCUACGUCUGAUGCUCGACUGCAGCAGAAUCUCAAUGAGCUGGACAGCCUGCUGGUUGACUUGCAUCAAGCGCAGAAAGCAGGCUUCAGCACAGAUCAAGGUGAUGUUUCUACGAGCAUAGCCAGGAUUCGGAACAUAGAUCCAGGACUACUAGAGCCUGUUGAUCAUAGCACACCCACACGCCAGCAACUUCAGCAUGUGACACGUGUCAUCCAGCAGCAAACCUACACUGAUGUAGGAGGCACCGGCCCCUCUCCUGUUCGUUACCAGAAUGAGCCACCAUCCAGCCCUCGGCUUCAGCCAAAGCGUUCUUCAUCUGCACACCGUGAACUCAUGUAUGGUACUGUUGACACCCAGCACCGCACCACCCGCUCUCCAUCUCCCAUGAGACACCCUGAUCCAUCUCCUCGGAUACCCCAUCGCACUGUGGUACAGAAGGAAACUCACUAUGAAACAAGGGGCAAUAUCACUCCAAAACAAGAACGCUAUAGAGACAAAUCACCAUCCAAUCGUCGUCUACAAAAGGAAGUGUAUUAUGAGUCUUCCAAAUCUUCCACGCCAAUCCCUCCAUCUCCGCAAUAUGAUCACUAUAGAGAGACCUCUCCCCCCUCACAGAGGAGAGGAGUUUCACCAAUGAGGCAUUUGAACCAGAACCUGCCAGAUUCAUAUUCCAGUCAGCCACCUGGGUCUUCCAGUAGGAUUACAACUGUUCGCACAUAUAAUUAUAACACUACUGGAGGUUCUGGUCCUUCUCCAGUGCUUCCUACAUCACAUUCUAGUGCCCCGCCACCAUCUCCUACCCCUCGAUCCCCGUAUACUGACCACACCGCUCAAGUUGUGGAGCUGACUCCAUCACCUUCACCUGUUAUCACCUAUGCCUCACCCCCACAAGUUCCACCACCAGGAGCAAAGGUCACCACGACAGUAAAAACAUACACAUAUGAGAUCCCAGGUCAGCCAGGAACAAAUCACCAGUAUCCAACUGGAAAAAAUCAACCAUAUCACUCUGGAACAACUCAACCAUAUCCACCAAAUUACAGCCCCAUAGAACCUCCCAGUGACGGCAUGCUAACGUACCAAGUGUCGCCCCGAGAGAAGGAGCCCGUGACAGAACCACCACCGCCACCACCACCAACUGUCAUCACCUAUAAAUACUCCAGCCAUUCAUCACACAGUUCGAGCUCCAAGUUCCCAGUGCAACCAGAGGAACAGCAACCCCUGCUGCCACGACCCUUCCCCACCCCAACGCCCAAUACCAAUAACCAGCCACCCAAGAGACUAGAUGACCUUAUGGCGUCCUUCUCAGACACAGAGUCAACACAUCAUUACCCGCCUGAGAAACAUACACAUCAGUCACCAGUGCCCUAUUCAGAAGGCAGCACUGGGGUUGCUGUGGUGACACCAACACCAAACGCUACAGUAGUUGCAGCAGCCACAUCAGCAGCGACCAGUGACAGGCCAAAGACCAAGAAUAUUACUGGGCCACCUGUCUACUACCCACCUGGGGUUGAGUUGUUUGCCAAGAAGGAGGAAUCUAUGGCAAUGCAGGGGAAAAAGGCGAGUGGUAGUUAUGAGUAUGAACAUGCAAAAGAGAGCAAGAGUAAGAACGGUAGCUCAGGCGGGGCAGCCGUUGUGCCAGUGUGCUUGCCCCUGUGCUGUGCCAUGCCUUGCGUCAUCAUGUGAUGACUUACACAUAAGCAUAGAAACAUUAUGAAUGGUAUUAAUAUACCAAGUACAAUGAUCAUAUUAAUGCGUGUGUUAACCUUAAACUGCCGGAAGACAGAAAACAGCAGUAAAUAUGGUUCUAUGUGUUUUCUGUUUGUAACAACUUUAUCCAGUAUCUAAGCUUUGUCACACUUAAUACGUGCUGCGGUUGUCUGGAUCAAGAUCCAGAGCUUACAAGGAAGUUACUGUUCAUAAUUUGAGCAGUAUUAUUCAUUAAGGACUGUGUUAACGCUGUAUGUUUCUAUUGUCAUCACCAUAGAGGGUCAAAGCUUGGCUUGUAAGAUUUGAGGUUUUCACAGCGGUGAGCAUGAAGAUUUCU